UUAGGGUAAAGUGGCGGCAAAUCCAUUGCGGGACUGAUAAGUUUCGUGAUAUGGGAAUUCGUUGUGUUGUCUUUUAGAAAUUGAUUCCGACAGUACAAAUGACAGAAUAAAAAGUUCAUAUUUUGCCUCACGAAAAUGCGUCAUAGUGAUUAUUCCCAACUUCUUCAGGAGUUUCAGAACGUCAAUUCCAAAAUACCACCUGAAGAUCCUUUCGGUGCAUCCGAUCUGAAACGUCGUCACAUUUUCAUUAAACAGUACUUCUCUUACGAAAGCCAUUCGAAUGUGACAAGUUGUCAGAUUUUGGAAGAAGACCUGAGAGAUUACUGUGACCUAAUUGAUGACAGGAAUGGAAUUAAUAAUUUUGCUCAUGCAACACUCGGCCUUGUUGCUAAUCUGAAGAUCGAUAGUUCAUCAUGGAAAAGCUCUCUAAAAUUAAACAGGCCCAAACUUGAAGAUUUGUUGGUGCCUCUUCCUGGAGAAUGUUACAACAAAAAAGAUGAGGGAUGUGCAAAUUUCACACCGUCUGAAUCUAAACUCAAGAAAUCCUUUUCUACCACUCCAUUGGCUGAAUGGAAGCCUAAGAAUAAUGAAGAAUAUUUCUCCACUCAAAAAAGUUCAAGUGAAACUGGAUUUGUCCCAAAACAGCCCAAAUUAUAUUCUUUGUAUGGGCAAGAGUCUGUUAAUCAUAAUCAAAAACAAUUUGGCAGGCAAAAUCAAGAUAUAUCGAAGUAUUUUAAAGGGAGGUCUAUGAGUGGCAGCAAUGAAUUAGAAAAUCCAAACAGAUUUGAUAACGGGAGGACAAGCAGUCAAACGAAAAAAGUGUAUGGAAGGACGAGAACAGCCAUUGAUGAUGAUUUUGAUGAUGUCCGUACAUCAAGAAAAUACUUUGCUCGUACUGGUGGGAGAUAUAGAAAGAGGGGUAAUCACAGUCCGGAAGAAACCCCUACUAUGAAUGUUGAAGAUUGUUUCAUGACUGCCAGAGAACAGUUGCUGCUGGAAAAUCAAAAGAAAAGUGGAAAUCAUCAGCAAAAUGAAGAUAGGACAAGUUACCAACCUGUUAACCCUGGUAAGAAGACUUUGGGAGGCAAGAGACCAAUUAGAAAAGAAUUUGUUCCUCCAUUUAAAAAUUCAAACCGAGAGGAAACAGGUAACAGAAAUGACAGCUCACAAUCUGAAGAUAGCCAGAGCCAGGAAGAGGUAGAUGAAAGAUUGAAAAACAUUGAACCACGGAUGGUAGAGCUUAUAAGAAAUGAAAUCAUGGAUCAAGGAACAAAGAUUGGCUGGGACGAUAUUGCAGGACUUCAUUUUGCAAAAUCUACUAUUCAGGAAAUUGUCGUCUGGCCUAUGUUGCGGCCAGAUAUUUUCACAGGCCUGAGACGGCCUCCAAAGGGCAUUCUUUUAUUUGGCCCUCCGGGAACUGGAAAAACUCUGAUCGGUAAAUGUAUUGCCUCCCAGUCAAAUUCUACAUUUUUCAGUAUUAGUGCUUCUUCCCUGACAUCAAAAUGGAUAGGAGAAGGUGAAAAAAUGGUCAGAGCACUGUUCGCCGUAGCAAGAGUUCACCAACCUUCUGUGGUCUUCAUCGAUGAAAUUGAUUCAUUAUUGAGCCAACGUAGCGAUAGUGAACAUGAAAGCUCUCGAAGAAUUAAAACUGAAUUUUUAGUACAGCUUGAUGGUGCCACAACUGGUGAAGAGGAUAGAAUUUUGGUUAUUGGUGCUACAAAUAGGCCUCAAGAGCUUGAUGAGGCCGCAAGAAGACGAUUGGUGAAGCGGCUUUACAUCCCACUACCUGAUUUGGAAGCCAGGAAACAACUUGUGUCCAAUUUGAUGAAAAACGAAAGGAACAGCUUAACAGAAGACGCCAUAAUGGAGAUCGCUACACUCACUGACGGCUAUUCGGGCGCCGAUGUCAAAAAUGUAUGCCAAGAGGCUUGUCUUGGUCCAAUUAGAGCAAUAGGACCAACAAUGAUGUUCAACAUAUCAGCAGAACAGGUCAGACCUGUACAUGUGGACGAUUUCAAAGCUGCUUUAAAACGUGUGAGAUCGAGCGUUUCAUCCAAAGAUUUAACACAGUAUAUUAUCUGGGAUGAAACUUACGGGUCAGGUGGUGUAUGAAUUAAUUCUCAGUUUAAAAAUAUAUUGUUAAAUAUAUAUGUACUGAAUGCAAUGUUUCAUAAUAGUUGCUAUGUUUAUAUUAACCUUGUUAGAUUUCAGUUAAUUUCUUCUUCUAUUUGAAAGAAUUGUUUUGUAGAUUGUGAAAAUGUUGAAUAAAAUUUUUUUUUUAAAUUAA
Molecule: messenger RNA, 2287 nt
Organism: Cimex lectularius (bed bug)
Lineage: Eukaryota; Metazoa; Arthropoda; Insecta; Hemiptera; Cimicidae
Product: fidgetin-like protein 1
Exons: 14
Coding region: 136-2112 (658 amino acids)
Molecular function (GO): ATP hydrolysis activity; microtubule severing ATPase activity; ATP binding
Source: RefSeq, a predicted model, not a curated record